UUUCGACAGUCAGUUCGCGCGUGUGAUCUGUCAAAUCGAAAGUAUAAAAUUUGUGUGGAUUUCGCAACUGGAUUAUUUUGUGGUCGCUAUUUUGUUCGAUAUUUCGCAAAAAUAAUACCGUUUUCAUUCGGAAAGUAAAGUGCGAUUAGUGCAGCAAACGUUGGACAACCCAUCAGUUGUGUAGUGGACUUAUGUGAGCGCAUUCCUGGAAAUGAUAGCAAAGUAAGAGGACCAAUUCCAAACGCAAUGGAAGAUAACCUGAUGGGUGCGGAUCGGAAGGCGGGCGGAGAUUACUAUCAUGACUUUGUGGUCGAGAGGAAAUCCAAGCGAGAAUAUGUUGGUGAUAAGGACAGUGGCGGAGGACGAGGAGGCGGAAAGCGAUAUCAAAGCUCUCGCACCAUUACGAAGCGUAAAGAUAACCAGAAACAAUACGGUGAUGCUCUGGCGAUGGGAUUUAAUUCGCAGGAACUGAACAAACAGCUACAAGCGAACCUGCCGGAGGAUAUGCGCAUAUCCAAGUUACUGCGGCGCCUAUGCCAGGAAACGGACGUCAAGACUUGUCUGGAUUUGUGCUCCAAGUUGGGUGUCGUAGUCUUAGAACCGUGCAAUACCUCCUAUGUGCGGAAAUCAUUCGACAUUCUGGCAGACGGAAUAAUGUCGGUGCUGGAAAAUGGACCCCGGGACUGUGUGGAAGCUGUGGCGGAUGUGUUCGGGAUGAUGGGAUACGUGUCCCGGAACGAUUUCAAUGUUUACCGAGCUUGGAUCGCGAAGUAUUACAAAUAUUCCAAGAAGUUAAGACGCGCAAUGCUUAGAGCUUUGAAGAAAACCGUUGCCCUUGAUACUGCUGACGAUCUGAAAGACAUGGCCGGAAUGUUGUUGGAUUUGCUGAAAGACUACUUGGAAGCUGCCGAUACGGUUGAGGCAUUUGUGGCCAUCAUCGAAAUUGUCGGAGAGCUUAGCAAUAGGUACCACAAUCAUUUCAAGCCUCACUUUAAUGACGUGGUGGAUAUAGUCGUUGGAUGGCAUUUGGAAACGGAUCAAUCGGCGGAAGUGAAGAGGCAUUGCACUAAGGUUCUACUGUCGUUCAAACACUUCUGGUACGAAGAUAUGAAAUUCACACUCAACUUGCUGAGUCAGUUCAUCGAAGAUAUUGGCGUGUGCUGUGAGGAUCUAGAAACAUCCGAUCCCGUGAAAGAAAAGACUCAAUUCAUAUCAUCGGCGAUUGCGUUCAGUUCAUUACUGGAUGCGUUCAACACCGUUAUAAAGUGUUUGUUUGCUACGCCGGAAUCAUUGCUACAAUCUGUUGGAAAAGAUAUCCUGGACAGCAGCUUCGAACUGGUGGUGAAGGGCAGUGCGCUAGUGGCCAAUGGAAGGUGCUUAGAGGAGGUGCUAUUGCCAAUUAACGAAAGCUUGAUAAUUUUACUGAUGGUGGAACCGUGCGCAAUUACGGUAGGAGUUGAGGAAGUAUUCUUGGUGAUACAAGCAGAAAUACGAAACGUAGAGCAUAUGAAUAAAUGUCAGAUUUCAAGUCUUCUAUUGCUACUAUUCAAGUACGUUGAAUAUAAUGCUGGAAACUUGUCGACUGAGUUCUUAAACUUGCUUUGGGAUCCCAACUCAACUUUCGUCAAGCUUCGUUACCAUCAAGCGCGUGAGGUUCAAGAAGGCUUGCUGAAGCUGUAUCACCGAAUCCUAGCCAUCAAAAACGUGGACAUACUCCAAAGAGCGUACAAGUUUAUUUUAGAUGACCUAGAUCAAGCAAUGCUCUCGAUGCAAAACUCUUCAUGCAGCGCAGCAGAUCGUUCUCGGACACAAUUCGAUAUAAAUUUUAAUCUUCUGACGAUUUCUACGCUAGCAAUAGCUAACAGUUCAAUUCUAGUAAUGUGGACACUUCAACCGAGCAUUCUGGUGGUUUUACUUGAAAAGCUGCGUCUGCUUGAUAUCGACCUCUGGAGCAACCACCAAUCACUGCAUUACGCCAUCUUGAGAGUCGCCUAUCAGCAUUGUCUGAAAAAUAACAACUUCAUAUCAUCGAGUGCUCUAUUGCGGGCAAAGAAUUAUUCCUUGGUCGAUUCGUUCAACCACCUCGCUUUGGAAACAUCUCCAGCAUCUUCGACCAGCCCAACGGCCGAACAUUUUCGCAUAAUAAUCGAGUUCCUGGAGAAGGCCCUUCCCAAACACAAAGACAUACAUCACCUAGAGAUGCUUUUGGACUGGUGCCAUGCGGUGAUUCUACAGUCAUCGCAGUAUUCCGAUGUCCUGCUCGGGAAUCGAAGCUUCGCGGCCAUCCUGCAGAGCAUUUGCAACAUCAGCAUGCGUACGAACAAGAAUCUUACGCUCAAAUGUGCCGAAUGUCUUGACCUGGCCAGUUCUUACAAACAGUUGGCCGCUGCGACCUUCCAAAGCAUCGCUGAAGUAUGCUGCGUCCAUUUGUGUGCGGUGAAUGCCGAGAUUCGCCAGAGAUUUUCGUUCAUUCUUGGAAAGCUGCCGUUGCGGUUCUCUUUGAAACAGGUGAGCCAAUUCACCGGCAAUAACCAAAGACGCAGUCAGCACAUUUACGAGCUUCAGAGUUGGUACGUCAGCACAGAAAACACGGGAGAUUUACGGUCCCAGUAUUUCCGGAACUUCAUCGAAAAGAUAGGAUUCCAUCGGGAUACCGAAGCUAUUGAUGAAUUCCUCAUGGAAGCAUUCACCAAGUCGUGGUUCGUGAGCAAGGAUAAAAACUACGCCUAUGGAAACAUGGCGCUGAACGACUUACGGUGCUUGGUUCCGUGGGUUCAAUGGGAGGCUGCCCAUUUCUGCGUCAACAAUAAGCUGCGAACGCCCCUAGGGAAGCCUCAGGAAACCUUCCUGAAGAUUGAAUCGAUUAUCAAAGAAGACGCCCGAGUUCUUUCACUGAAAGAGCGCACUCCUGUUAGGGAUAUCAACGUUUCUAUGGAAAAUCAAAGACACGCGAGGAUUCUACUUGGUUUCUUGGAGGCCCUGGAAAAAGCCAUCUAUAAUGCAGCUGAAGGAACAGCUUUUGCACUUCCCAAUCCGGAAAAGCCCGCCAGAACAUUCUUCCGUGUUAAUGCACCCACCUGUGCCGAAUGGUUCAAUCGAAUUCGCACGGCAGUUGAUCUGGUGGCCUUGCACUGUAUGGAACCGGAAAUGGUGAUCCGUUAUUCGGAGGCAGUGCUGAAAGAGCUGCUGCAGGCCAAUAAGGUGAACGAUCUCAUAUUUGAGCAUACCUUGAUGUCGCUCGUUUGGGCACUGUUGCGAAGCUGGGAAAGUGAUGCCCUGUAUGGCGUGUACGUAUGGGCGAAGAAAGUGACCGGACGAAAAUAUCAGUGGAUUAAGAUGGCAGCUGAGGAAGCCGCAGGUCAUCGCGAAACAGCAACCGAAGGAUUUCUGAAUAUCCUAGCGGAUCCCGAAUCUGCCAAUAUGGAUCGACACAUUCGGGACUUCAUUGCUGAUCAGAUUACAUUGACGUUGAUCUUUACGGAUCGACUUCCGGAGUUGUAUGAUUUUCUGGUAGCCGAGGAGACAAGUGAAACGCCGAGGGUGACUAUUCCGCUGUUCACAUUCACAUCGAAACAGGUCAAAGACUGGAUGGCGUACGAAAAGACCAAGGAUAAAAAUGUAAUUGACAUGUCCCACUGGGAAAUGGUGGAAUUGGGCACGGAUGUGCCAAAUAAUUUCUCGUGCUAUAAAAUUCUGUGCGACACCGAGAAUACCAUUGCCCUGACAUUUUUGAAGCAGUUUGCCACCAGCAAAGAUGAGACGCUGCGCAUCUGCAAUGAAGUGAUUCACAGUGCCCUACAGGAAUGCCUUCUCACAAAGUCCAGAGAACAUCUGUUUCAGCUGAUUAUUACUAAUCACGUGGCGCAUAUUGCCACAUUGAACGAGUACACUCCAGAUAACUCCAAAUCGAUUCGAGUCGAGAAACAUUACGGAUCGUUGGCCAUGAUGCGAGUGUUACAUUGGUCUGAAUUUUUUGAUGAUAGCAAAAAUUGCGAACAGUACAAUAUGGAAAUGAGACUGGAUUUGGCAUCGGUGGCGAGAAAAGAGAACAAUUUCAAGCUGUGUCAGCAUGAGUUAAACAAAUUCUACAAGAGUUCCAAGCUAGCAAGGGAAUUGAAUUUGGAAAACCAGUUGAAUGUGGAAACAGCUCAGCAACAUUUAUUAGGUGCGGAGUUAGGUUGCAAGAUCUGGGACGCAAGCUUAUCUAGAGCUGUAUAUGAGCAAUGUAAGUGGCUCUAUUGCCAACCAGGCAGAAGACAAGAAGCCAUUCAGUUUGCUUCGCAAGCAGCAAGAAAGAUUUCGGAACAGUUGAGUAAUUCGGAAGAGAAUGCUUCAGAUGAGCUCCGUGAAAGAAAAUCACGGUUUCUACUUACCUUGGCUGAUUGGGUGCAGAACGAAGACAUCAAGCUAAUUCAACAGGACUCGAGUACUGCUCUAAAUGGGUUGAUUGCGUCCCUGCCUGAUGUGACACCCUCUGCCGAAAGCCGAAUGAUUUCCAUAUUUUCUUGCAUGGACAUCGUCGUUGGAAAAAUUCUUCAGGCAAGUACUGAGACAUGCCCUGAACUUGCUAAAGCAUGGUGCCAGUUUGCUUCCUGGUGUUAUCGUUGGGGUAAGAAAAUGGUCGAGUUCAACACGGAAGCCAACACAGCGCAUAACGUCAAUCUAGAGGAAAUAAAUAAAAUCUUACCAUCCAACCUUUCGGAAGAAGUUCAGAAAUCGAUCCUACUCAUCCUGAACCAACACGAGGUAAUUUCUGAAGAGGAGGAAUUUGGAUUAAACGAGACAAGUUCCACGGACCUCUUGGAGGCAUUGAAAGAAACCGUGCCUGAGUUACACAACUGUCCUCCGGAGAAACUUCAAUCGAUUGUGGAAAUUUGGCGCCAAACUCACAAAACGGUCUACGGGUACUAUGAAGCAGCUGCAUCGGCUUAUUUCCGCUUCCUGGAGCUGUCUUCUUCGAUCGAAAUGGAAAACGAGUACGGGAAUUCUUCGACAGUCACAGCAACGCUCCGUCUGCUCCGCUUGAUUGUUAAGCAUGCUCUUGGGCUUAAGGAAGUUCUGGAACGAGGUUUGGCCAGUACACCUACCAAGCCAUGGAGGGUCAUAACUCCACAACUGUUUUCAAGAUUGAACCAUCACGAACCGUACGUUAGGAAACGUGUUUCGGAACUGCUGUGCCGAGUGGCCAAAGACGCACCUCAAUUGAUCAUCUUCCCAGCGGUUGUGGGUUCUGUCCAAGAGAAGAAAGUCGAUAUAAAUGAGCUGAGCGGUGGGGACUCUGCCGAACCUACACCGAAGGACUCCGGCGAUGAAACGUUAGGACUUGUGUAUUGCUUUAAUGCCCUGUUAGAUAUUUUAUCCAGAGACGCUCCUGAAACCGUCCAACAAGUUAAAGUUCUGGUUCACGAACUGCGGCGCAUUUCGCUCUUGUGGGACGAGUUUUGGGUAAUUUCCAUGCAGCAAAUCUACUCCGAAUACAACAAAAGUUUCAUCAACUUUGAAAACGAGUUAGCUAAGAUAACGGAAAGUGGGCAGCUGGAGAAGAAACGUGCCCUGCUCAUAGAAAAGCACAAGCUGUUGCAUCGUCCUUUGGUAUUCGUUCUGGAGCAGCUGUAUGAGAUGACUUCCCGAUCACCCGAAACCAUACACGAGCGUCAUUUUCAGGAUCGCUUCCUAAAGUACAUCAGCAUGAUGAUUGAGAAAUUCAAAGAACCCUUGGAUUUCAGUAAGCCCAACCAAGGUUGGACGCAAUUCAAAUUCCUGUUUGGGCAAAUGCAGCAAAGGGGUCAAAAGCGAACCGCUUUCUCUUUGCGCCUGUCGGAAAUCAGUCCUGUUCUGGCGAAACUCUCCAAUACUGCCAUUUCCAUGCCUGGAAUAGAAAGCACCCAAAUGCAGCAAAUUCUCAUUCGCUCUGUGGAUAAUCUAGUGCAAAUUUUACCGACAAAAACCAAGCCGAAAAAGCUGAUGUUCUACGGGAACGAUGGGCGCCGUUACAGUUAUCUGUUCAAAGGCCUUGAAGAUCUCCAUCUGGAUGAACGCAUCAUGCAGUUCUUAUCCAUUGCUAACCUCAUGAUGACAAAGUCGAUCGAUUGCAAUGGCAAUAUUACUUACUACCGUGCUGAACAUUAUUCCGUAAUUCCGCUGGGUCCACGGUCCGGCUUGAUCAACUGGGUAGACAACACGGUUCCGAUAUUUUCGCUGUACAAAAAGUGGCAACAACGGGAAGCUCUGCAGAAAAAAGACAAACCGGGUACAGUGACUCGACCUUCGGAGCUGUAUUACCAAAAAUUGACGCCCUUGCUGCAACAACACGGCAUGAAGACCACCGACAAUCGCAAGGAUUGGCCAGUGCAAGCACUGAAGCAAGUCCUGAAAGAGCUGCAAGAAGAAACGCCUCGCGAUCUACUGGCCAGAGAGUUGUGGUGCCAUAGUACAACUGCUGCCACCUGGCGGCAAGUGAUUCGUAACUAUUCGCUCUCGAUGGCAGUGAUGAGUGUGAUCGGGUACAUUAUCGGGCUUGGUGAUCGCCAUUUGGACAAUGUGCUAGUGAAGUUGGCCUCCGGUGAAAUAGUGCAUAUCGAUUACAACGUGUGUUUUGAGAAAGGGAAAACUCUACGAGUGCCGGAGAAGGUGCCCUUCCGGAUGACGCCGAAUCUGGAGGAAGCAUUGGGAAUCACCGGAAUUGAGGGUACAUUCCGGCUUGCGUGCGAACACGUGCUCAAGUCACUGAAGAAAGGGCGCGAAACUCUACUGACGCUUUUGGAAGCAUUCGUCUACGAUCCACUGGUUGACUGGGCAAUCAGCGAAGACGGUGGUACGGCUGGCUUUGCUGUGUCCACUUAUGGCAAUCGCGAAGGUUUCAACAGCGAUCUCCGAGAAGCGAAGAAGCAACUGGAACGUGAGGUGAAUCGUGAUACGCUGGCGAUUCGAUUUUCGGAAAUCAAACCAGGAUGGAACCGCAAUCGGGACGAUAUCUAUCAAAAUUUGCUGCUGAUGGAAAACUUCUUGCAAGAGCUGCAAUCCAAUCGCACCGAUUUGGUAGAUUAUGAGAAGCAACGCGACUCACUAUCUCGUCAGAUUCAACUGAUUAAGGAGGCAGAAUCGUUGAACUCGGCAAUUGGGAGUCACCCUUUGAACACUUUGUCGCAAAGGUACAGCGUUUAUAAAAAGAUAGUUGAAGAGCGCAAUACGGCAAAGAAAGCGAUAGAGAAGAGAGCGUCCGAAAGCGAGAAAACUCUUGAGGGCUAUCGAAGCUUCAUGAAGGACAUCGAAAGUGGCCAAUUACAGGAAUAUCUCAGGAGCAUCAAUGCCAAUCCUGAACAAUACGUCAGUUCCGAGUUCGAGUUGGUGGAGGAGUUCUUGAAUCAAUCGAAUCUGCGCGAUACCUUCCUCACAGCGAAUGCAUGCCGGCAUGAACUUAACGAGAACACGUUCCAUACUACAGUGCUGGUAAAGCGUGCUCUCGAAACAUUGAGCCAAUUCAGCGCUAUCAUUUGUUACUAUCCGAAAGACUAUGAACAAACCCACCUCGACUACAAGUACCUGGAUUGGUGCAGGAAACUCGUCAGUGAAGGUUCUGCUUCGACAUGCCAAGAGAUUACUCAAAACUACCAACAAUUCCUCGCCAAUGCACGCCAACAUUCAUGCGGUCCGCAAGUAUUGUCCUUCUCCUACCAGCUGAAGAACAUCAUCUCGGACACUGCUUUCAAAUUGUCCGAACUGGUCGCCUGCAACGCUCAAGAACUGAAUGAAAGUACCGUUCCGAUUGAUCAGCUGUACGAAAAUGCUCUAUCCACGAUUAAUGCUAUUGCGCUGGGCAACACAAAUGGUCGUCAAUCUCUGCUGUUUGCUGGAUUGCAGCUUUGUAUGGAUUUGAAUCAUAAUUAUUUGCUAAUGGAGCAAACUGCAUCGACUGCUGGUGACUCGUUGAUAGACUUGCAAUUGAAUGACAACUGGUUCUUGCCAGAAUUUUAUAUGUCAAUCACGCAACUGAGUGCUUUGUAUCAAAUUCUGUUCGAAAAAGAUACUCAAAAGGCUUCUAGUGAUUGUUACGCCACGGGUCUAAGCUGUCUCUCUGCCUGCGUUGGAAUCUUCGACCACCUGCACAACAUGAAUGAAUGCAUCGCUCGUGAAUUCCUGUCCGAUACCAUGCAAGGUAUCAUAUCCGAAAACCAAAGUGUUAUCGACAUGAUUUCCGCUGUGUCUAAUCUGCAAACGGACUUCAUCCCUGUGGCUGAACUGCUCAACGAACUGAAUAUGCACCUCCAGUGUGUGGUCAUGAAUGUACCGUCAGCUCAUGCUCACGCGCUGGAUUCCGUUGAAGAGCUGAAACGGAAAUUGGCUGCACUAGGAGACAGCUUCCGCAACCAGGAAGCUCCAACCGAAGGUUCCAAGCUGUAUCUUACGUUGCAUCAGUUCUUCCAUGACCUGCUUGAGAAACAGAACACACUGAUGCAUAUCGUGUACGAGAGAUUCCUGACAAUUCAAGAGGCUGACUACAUCGAUCAUAUCAAGGAUUCGAAAGAUCUGGCGGUUCUAAUUUUCAACAAGUCCACCUACAAUGUCCUGGAAGCCAUAUUUGUUGUGAAACGUGUACAGGCCAUGGUAGAGUUCUUCACAUCCUGUCUUCAAAUGGCUUGUGCAUUCAAAGGAACCUGCAUGGCAACGGCUUUCAAUGACGACACUCUUGUUCGACCUAUCCGGAAGUUUAUAGCUGAUUUCGUCUACCACUGUAUGCUUGGUAUUGGUCCAGCGGCCGCCGGAUUGGUCACCUAUGGUAUACUCCUACGGAUCAACCCACGUAUUAAACAGGACAGUGAAAUGAUACAGCAAAUGACUGGAACUGAUCGUGUCAAAUUGUCGGAUUUGUACAAUGAGAAUAUCGAUCGAACGAUGAGUGCUGAACAAAUAAGUGGAUUGGAUUUGAACCAGGCGACGAAUGCCUGUCUGCACCUUAGUUUUACAUGGCGGAAGAUGAUGAAAGUAAAACUACUAUCUGAACGUAUCAUGACAGAGCAAAUAUCCGUCACAAGAUCGCAAAUGCUCUUCGUCGCCCAUAGCUGGUUGCAUGAAUUGUCCACUGCAGAUAGUUCACCGACUUUGUCACAAAAUGACUUGACCAUCUAUGCUGAUGGAUCGUUGAUUCUGGUUCAACUGAAAAACUUGCUGGAAUCAUUGACAUCAUCGAAAGUGUCAAUCAUGAGAUUGCGAGACGACAUUACAGCCAGCACGAAUGCAAUCCUUCAUCGUCUGAAAUGGGCCUCGGGUGCCAAUCCUGAACUUGUGCAUCUGCUAAAAUCCUUCGAACAGGCUUCAAUUCAGAAACGUGACUUCAUGGACGAACAACUUCUCUACUUGGACAUUGCGUUGAAGCAUUGCAGUUCGAUUUUGAACUAUCAAAUCGUCCGCAUGCAAGUAAAUAGGCAAACUGAACAGGAUCUCGAUUUCAUCCACGUGAUUGAGAGAUACAGAAAAGCCUGCAUAAAACUGAACUCAUGUUCGGCAAUGGUAAAUCAAACGGAAAUUGCCCUCGUGGAAUUGUUAGACCCAGAAGGACAAAUCGACCACAUUUGGCUGAGUAAUGUGAAAGCAUUGAUUGACGAUAUGACGGAUCAGGUGCAGAGUAAGAUUGCCCAAACGGAAAAGAUAGUCCGAAAUGCGCAGGACAAGCUGCACAUGAGUGCGAAUGAGCUGAAAGAACUCAUGGGCACUCACCACUCACUGGCCUCGGACAUUCGCAAUCUGCUGAAAAUGAAGCUGAAGAUGGAAACAACUCCGACGCUGCGGGAAUAUUUGCUCCGAUAUAAGGCAUUUUUGGAAACCGUUUCCGAGCUUUACUCGAACGUGCUGAGCAAGGAUUUCACCGAUGAAAUGGUGUGCCAAGCGAAGGAACAAGUUCGUGACGCGAUGCCCAAUGUGCACAAAAUAUUCGACCAACUGUUCCAGUUCGAGCAAAGUGGAAACGUUGAAGACGAAUCUGGCGUGCCCGGUCGGGAAGAAGAAGCCGACAAAUUGAGCGCCGAAAUUAUGGAAUCACCCGUGAAAAGGCAUCACAUGAAAGCACAACGUACCCAGAAGGAACAAAAGCGGAACGCAUACGCUGUAUCGGUGUGGCGUCGAAUCCGGAUGAAACUGGAAGGUAGAGACCCGGAUCCAAAUCGCCGUUGCACCGCACAGGAGCAAGUUGAAUGGAUGAUACGGGAGGCGAUGGAUCCGGACAACUUGGCUGUCCUCUACGAAGGAUGGACUCCUUGGGUGUGAAUUCUCAUGCAAUGAUAACAGGUAAACUUGGUCGGCUUAAUUCUUCAACAUACAUCAAAACCCAGAUGAGAGACGCGUAGCGAAUGGGUAUUCGCCAUGGCGUGUCCGUUUUGGUUUCAACAAUCUUCAGUCAGUAGACUGCUCACCAUCGACGCGGGAGUCAUCAAUCUGGCAACACAGCAGAAGUGGCACCGCCAUGGUACAAUUUGGAGCUACAAUACCUAUGUCUCCGAAUCCCAUCAUGCGUUUGACCAGUCUGCACGGCAGCCUUACCUGAGCUUUUGUUCGCUGUAGCAAUAAAGUCCCGUAGAUAAUUGAUUUCGGGUGGACCGCAACCCCAAUGCAAUACAGCGAAUGAUCUUAGGUCAUUUUAAAAUCCCUACCAUAAAAUAACACGACUUUUCCCCAUAAAAUUCGAAAUGCAUUUGAAUGUUGUCCUGCGUAAUAUUAUCCCUCAAUACCGAGUCCCAAAAUGCCACGAACAGGCUAAGAAAUACCUUCCAACUCUCUUGUAACAUCAUAGAAGAACCGGAAUACUAGUUGUUAGGUAAAGACAUCGAGAGUUCAAUGGGAAUCGGCUCUCAAAACAAGGUAUGAGGAGAAUACAGAAUAUUACA
Molecule: messenger RNA, 10877 nt
Organism: Aedes aegypti (yellow fever mosquito)
Lineage: Eukaryota; Metazoa; Arthropoda; Insecta; Diptera; Culicidae
Gene: nonC
Product: serine/threonine-protein kinase Smg1
Exons: 10
Coding region: 247-10260 (3337 amino acids)
Biological process (GO): phosphorylation; nuclear-transcribed mRNA catabolic process, nonsense-mediated decay; negative regulation of macroautophagy
Cellular component (GO): nucleus; TORC2 complex; TORC1 complex
Molecular function (GO): protein serine/threonine kinase activity; protein binding
Source: RefSeq, a predicted model, not a curated record